Messenger RNA from Myotis brandtii (Brandt's bat), 1286 nucleotides. Its product is annotated as C-type lectin domain family 10 member A. Bases 102 to 1028 code for a protein of 308 amino acids. Lineage: Eukaryota; Metazoa; Chordata; Mammalia; Chiroptera; Vespertilionidae. The transcript has 9 exons. The record is from RefSeq and is a predicted model, not a curated record. Gene Ontology annotation, molecular function: signaling receptor activity.
GAUUUCAUUUUAUCCAACUCUGCUCAUUGCUGCAAGGCAAACCCAAGAAUCACAGCCUCCAGACUUUGCACAGUUCGGACAACCUCAGAGUUGGUCCAAGGAUGUCAAUGAAGCAUGAAGACCUCCAGUCCUUGGAGAGUGAGAAGAAAAGCCAGGGUUCUAGAAAUGGGCUGCCUCCUCCCCCAGCCUUCCUGCAGCAUCUCUGCUCUGGCCCCUGGCCCCUUCUGCUCUCUCUGGGCCUCAUCCUUCUCCUGAUGAUUGGUAUCUGCGUGAUUGGAUCCAAAAAUGCCAACAUGAGGAGGGACCUGGAGACCCUGAGAGCAACUUUCAGCAACUUCACUUCCAACACGAUGGCUGAGGUCCAGGCACUGCACUCCCAGGGUGGCAGUUUGCAAACAACAAUAACAUCUCUGAAAGCUGUGGUGGAAAACCAGGAGCAGGAACUGCAAGCAGCCCGUAGCCUGAAUGACACGGUGUUUUCUCUGGAGAGCAAGCUGGAGAAAGAGCAGCAGGAAUUCAAAGCAGAUUAUUCUGAAAUGCUCCUGCAAGUCCAGCAACUGGUCAACGACCUGAACUCCCUGCAUUGUCAGAUGGCUGCGCUCAAGAGCAAUGGUGAGUGGUGUGUAGGGCAGCGCCUAGCCCAGGGGUGGGCAAACUUUUUGACUCGAGUGCCACAGUGGGUUCUUAAACUGGACCGGAGGCCUGCGGCGGAGAAGCACUGCCAGCUGAAGAACGCCCACCUGGUGGUUUUGAGCUCCUGGAACGAGCAGAAGUUUCUUGAGCAACACAUGUACCGUAUGGACAUCUGGAUUGGCCUUACUGAACAACAUGAUCCCUGGACAUGGGUGAAUGGGAUAUUCUAUAAUACCAGCUUCCAGAACUGGAGUCCAACGCAGCCAGACAAUUGGUACUACCAUGGGCAAGAGUACUGUGCCCACUUCGGGACCGAUGACCUAUGGAAGAAUUACCUGUGCAUGAUUCCCUUCCACUGGAUCUGCGAGACAGAGCUGAACAGAUCCAGCUCCUAGCCUCCUCUCCCCUAAUCUAUUUCGGGAAUGCUUUCACCUGCUGAGGGAACCUGGGUGGGGAUUCUUUUUUCUGGGGGGCCUCCUGCAUCACCCCAGGGGUUUUCAUCUGGGAUUUGAAGGGAAGGGGAGAGGACGAUGUGUGAGGAAUGCAGAAUGACGUUCGAUGGGGUGGGUGGAUGAAAAACCACGCCACUCUCUGCAAUUUGCAGGUUAUUAUUGUUAUGCCCAGAUUUCAAGAUCUCCAGCAGACCAACAGGG